Messenger RNA from Triticum aestivum (bread wheat), 1134 nucleotides. Its product is annotated as glycine-rich cell wall structural protein-like. Bases 49 to 807 code for a protein of 252 amino acids. The record is from RefSeq and is a predicted model, not a curated record. Lineage: Eukaryota; Viridiplantae; Streptophyta; Magnoliopsida; Poales; Poaceae. The transcript has a single exon.
UGUAUACUACACAUACAACAAUUGCACCACCCUUCCCCUCAGUUUCCCAUGGCCACUUCUUUUUCUUGCUUCCUUGCCAUCUCAAUUCUAGUAGUGUUCUUCUCACUUCCCCCGCCUACUGGUGCAAGGCUCCUGUAUGCGGACAAGAACACCCUCAAUGACAGCAAGUCUUUCUCCAUCGGAGGUGGCAGAGGCAAGGGUGGUGGCAGAGGUUUUGGUGUGAGUAUCAGCCAUGGCGGGCACGGCACCUCCAUCGCUAUAGGCGGCGGACUUGGAGGUGGAGCUGCUACUAACCAUGGUGGUGGCCCAAGCGUAGGUGGUGGAGCAGGUGCGGGCAUUGGCAUCAAUAUAGGGCAUGGUGGCGUGAAUGUUGGGAUAGGCGGGGGUGGAGGUGGAGCGGCUAGCACCGGCGGGGCGCAUGCAGGUGGUAGCGGUGGAGGUGGCAUUGGAGUUCAUAUAGGCCAUGGUGGUGUGGAUGUAGGGAUAGGUGGAGGUGGAGGCGGGGCAGGUAGCACUGGCGGUGUGCAUGCAGGUGGUGGCGGAAGAGGUGGCAUCGGAUUUCACAUAGGCCAUCGUGGGGUUACUGUAAGCGCCGGUGGUGGGGGCGGUGGUGCGGCCGGUGUAGGUGGAAGUGGGGGAGGCGAAGGCGGUGGUAGCGGUGUUGGUCGUGCCGGCAAUGUUGUGGGUGGUGGGGGAGGGUAUGGCAGUGCAAACGGCGGUAACGGAAGUGGGGGAGGUACCGGAGUUGGGUCAACUGGUGGAAGUGUAGGUGGUGGCUCUGGAAAUGGUGGUGUAGUACAUGGUUGAUUGGUUUGUUAAUUUGAGAAGUACAUAUGCACACAACAUUUUAUUUUAGUUUGCUAAUGAAAUACUCCCUCUGUAACUUUUUAUAAGACGUUUAAUAUAAUAUGGGUAUGUAUAGGAAAUGAUAAAUAUGCUAGUAUUUUUAUGUUUAUUGUAUGUCUACUACUAUUGGUGUCACCUUCUAAAUGAGCGGGAGUGCCUUGACUAUGAUGGUAUUGUACUAUGUGGUAUCUUUUACCAACGGAACAUGUAACAGGUCCACACUAAUCAGAUGGUGUCUUUUGUAAAGUUACAUGAGUUUUAUAUAUUAUCGAAGAUAUGUUUUUUCAA